CAAUUUUGAAUGUAAACUCAACACAUUUCUUCUUCCCAUUUCACCUUCACUACCUGCACCCAGAGACAAAAAUCUAGGAUUCUCUAAAAAUAGGUAGAAAGAAAACAUGUCUUUCCUUAGAACAUGGUAAAAUUGAGGUGAAAGUAGUUUGCCAAGGAAAUGUAAUAAAAUACAUGGCUGUCAACCUGCAUCUGUGUUUGUAGUAUAGUUAAAAAUUUAUAAAGGACAGACUAUGUAUUAUACUGAGAUAGACUCAGUAAUAUUUUAUUUGCAAAUUGAUAACUUUUGUCCAGAAAAUGCAGUGUAUAGUAACAAUACUUAGUGCAAAGGAAUUUGUCCUAUGGCAUAUACUGGAAAAUGAUUGUCACCUUGCAGAUUUUUCCUUUUAAGCAUGCCUGAUCUCCAGUGCUUUGUAUAAUAUAUGGUGUAUGAAAUACACAAAUGUGAUUUUGUGUGUAUUUUUUAAAUGAUGUAAGUAACAUUAUUACAUUUAACUGGUUGUAAUUCACAAAAAGUGCUAUUUAUUAUACUCUGUAGAGUGUUGUGUAUGUUUUCAUGUGUGUUUCGGCAUUAUGGUGUGGAGUUUAAUGAAUAUUUGCCUUCAGUCUUUCCUCAGGUAUUAAUGUGUAGCAAUUUUUGGUGCUUUCUUUUUAAAUCUGUCAUAAUCUGGUGUUCUGAAUGUUCAACAAUAAAUUUGGUGAACAAGGGCAUGUGGUGCAGAGAUUGUUUGCCAGUUCACAUACUCCUCAAUACCAUCUCAGGAGAAAAUCCUUCAAGAUUACUUCUUUACAGCACAUAUGGAUUUCAGAAAUUUGAAGGCCUAUGCAUGGCACGUAAUGACACAUUACAGACAGGAAGCAAGCAAGGUUAUCUGUCACCUGGGACAUGGGUAGAAAAAUUGUGGCACACCCAUUAAAAUGGACCAUUACUUCACCCCCCCAAAAAAAGGGAAAGUGAACAGCUGAUACAUGAAAUAAUAUUGACGAAUGUCAAACACAUUAUGCUUCGUUCCACCAUGCCCAAAGCACUCCUGCUGCUGUGUGUUGUCCUGGUGCUACUUGGGCUUGUGCCUGGAGCCACAGUGAGAAACGGAGAGAAAUGGAAGCCGCUCAACAAUCCCCGGAACAGAGAGCUGUUUUUCAGAACCCUUCAGGCAUAUCUUAAGGGAAGAGGUCUUGAUCUUGGGAGAUUUCCGAACACUUUCUCCAUGAAUGAGAAUCCCAGACCCCUCUCUUUCCAAUCAGAACUUCUUGCUUCUGCAUUUGCAGAUUAUGAGGAGCAGAAAAACUCCUUUCCUAAUUACAUCAAAAGCUGAAUGUUUCCUCUGAACACAGGUGUCUGGCUAUUUUAAAACUACAGAUCAAGCUUCUCAUCAGAAAAAUUCAAUCAUGGUCAUAGCUAAACCUUUUCCCCCUCCACUUUUGUCAAUUUAUAAUGGUUUUAUUCUACAUUUCCAGAUUUACAUAUAAAUGGGUCGAGCUUUGGGACAUUAGUGA
Messenger RNA from Herpailurus yagouaroundi (jaguarundi), 1496 nucleotides. It is a transcript of the gene CUNH2orf66, whose product is annotated as chromosome unknown C2orf66 homolog. The record is from RefSeq and is a predicted model, not a curated record. The transcript is spliced from 5 exons. Bases 1001 to 1315 code for a protein of 104 amino acids. Lineage: Eukaryota; Metazoa; Chordata; Mammalia; Carnivora; Felidae.